AUGGCGCCGCAGACCGCGGGGUCGGCCCCUGCAGUGGCGGCGCUCGGGUUCCUCCUCCCGACCUGCUGGGAGAUCGAGGUCACGUGCGCGGCCGCGAUGAUCCUCGUCGCGCUCUACGCUGCGUACGAGCUCCUCAACCCGCGCCCCUCGCAGGCGGCAGCGGCGGGCGACGCCGACGGGCUCCUCGUGCGGGGGCUAGACGGCGCCGACAAGUUCAAGGGGGGUGCCAGCGGCCCCUCUGCGUAUGUAGUGAAGCUCGAAUUGUUGGCUGCUAAAAAUUUGAUGGCUGCAAACUUAAAUGGGACAUCUGACCCGUAUGCAUUGAUCACUUGUGGAGCAGAGAAGCGUUUCAGCUCCAUGGUUCCUGGCUCAAGAAACCCAAUGUGGGGAGAGGAAUUCAAUUUUUUUGUUGAUAGUCUUCCUGUAAAGAUAAAUGUCACGAUAUAUGACUGGGACAUUGUAUGGAAAAGCACAAUCCUUGGUUCUGUUACUGUUCCUGUUGAGGCUGAGGUACCGAGUGGACCAGUUUGGCAUACACUUGACAGCACAUCAGGCCAGGUGUGUCUUCAUAUUAAAGUAAUCAAGGUUUAUGAAAGUUCCUCCAGGGCUCUAAAUAGCUCAGCUGAGGCGGGCGCUCGUAGAAGGAUUUCCUUGGAUAAGCAAGGUCCUACUGUAGUUCAUCAAAAGCCAGGUCCUUUGCAGACAAUUUUUGAACUACCUCCAGAUGAGGUUGUUGACCACAGUUAUUCAUGCGCACUUGAGAGGUCAUUUCUGUAUCAUGGACGCAUGUAUGUCUCUUCAUGGCAUAUUUGCUUUCAUUCAAACGUCUUUUCAAAGCAAAUCAAGGUUGUGAUUCCUUUGAGAGAUAUUGACGAGAUAAGGAGAAGUCAGCAUGCAGUUAUUAAUCCAGCUAUUACAAUAUUUCUUCGAAUGGGAGCUGGAGGAUUUGGUGUUCCUCCAUUAGGAUGUCCAGAUGGAAGAGUCAGGUACAAAUUUGCAUCAUUUUGGAACAGAAACCAUACAUUUAGAGCAUUGCAGCGAGCUGUGAAGAACUUCCAAAUGAUGAUAGAGGCUGAGAAACAGGAACGUGCUCAGUCUGCAUUACGUGCACACAGUAGUUCAAGAAAAACUAGCAAGCAGGAGAUAAAUGUCCCAGAAGAUUGUGCUGCAUUAACAGGGCAGUUACAACCUUUUGUUAAAGAAGAAGUUUUGGUCCCUGUAUUCAAUGGAACUUUUCCAUGUACUGCAGAGCAGUUCUUUAGUAUUCUUUUAAGUGAUGAUUCGAAUUACAUAACAGAGUAUCGAACAGAUCGGAAGGAUAAAGAUAUAAAUCUGGGCCAAUGGCACAUCGCAGAUGAGUAUGAUGGCCAGGUGAGGGAACUUAAUUGUAAAUCAAUAUGCCAUAGUCCAAUGUGCCCUCCUUAUUCAGCGAUGACAGAGUGGCAGCAUAUAGCUCUUUCAGCUGACAAAAUGGAUCUGGUAUUUGAGACAGUACAGCAAGUGCAUGAUGUUCCAUUUGGUUCCUUCUUUGAGGUGCAUUGUAGGUGGUCUGUGAAAACUAUCAGUUCUAGCUCGUGCAGUCUCAACAUAAGUGCUGGUGCACAUUUCAAGAAAUGGUGCAUAAUGCAGUCUAAGAUAAAGAGUGGUGCUGUGGAUGAGUUGAAGAAAGAAGUCAAGGAAAUGUUAGACUUUGCACAGGGGUAUAUGCUCAAAGUUAGGUCUCCUGACCAUGAGAACAGUAAUCUCGCCCAACAAGACAACAUGGCAGCGGAUGCAGUGCCUGGUGAUCAAUAA
Miscanthus lutarioriparius is the source of this 1794-nucleotide messenger RNA. Lineage: Eukaryota; Viridiplantae; Streptophyta; Magnoliopsida; Poales; Poaceae. The record is from the annotation of a GenBank genome assembly.